CAUCACUCCUCUCCUCCCCUUGGCUCAGCUGGAGCGGCUCCUCCCGGCCCCUCUUCUGCCAGCACCAGGAACAUUCCCCUGCAUGCUGUGGGACCGCUGCUUGGAAACCCACUGCUGGAAGCAGAGAAGGAGCCCAGGGUGCUGCUGGUCCUGCACAGAAGGGGUUUGUCCAACUGCAUCAUCUGCUGGUGGCUGAGCUUGUCCCUUCCUGCUGUGAGGCUGCUGCUUGGCACUGCUGCUGAUCUCCCUCAUUCCUGGUGUGGCAGGAACAGGAGCUAUUGCAGGCAAGUGGAGAUGUUUUUCUCUGUCACAGCCAGUUUUACCUGUGCCCCUGGCUCUCUCAGGGCAGCUCAUGUCCUAGGUUUUUUGCUUGCAAAGCUUGGCUGGAUCAGUUAGUUAAAGACUGACCAUAGCCCUGUUGAGACAAUAAGUAAAAUACAUUCCUAAAAGGCUGCUUCUUCCACAGAUUUCUGUCUGUCCACAGGGUUAAAAUUAGGGAAAGCUGUGUCUGGCACCCACAGCUGCUGGCUGAGCUUGCCCUGGGAGGGAGAAGGCUGAGGGAUGGCCAAAGCAACCUGGGGAACCUAAAGGACAGCCCCUGGUGCUCUUUAAUGAUGAAAAAGCCCCUUUUUUAAGCAGGACACAAGUACCCGCAUGGGCUGUACCCCACCUGAAAUGUAACUGGUUAUCAUGACUCCCAAACCUUUAGUAACGUAGCCCCUGUAACGUUACUUCUGAGUGCAGUGUGUGAAGCAGUUGUGGGCACCCACAGACUCAGUUUUAAUUGUGCCAUGGUCAUGGGCUCCUGGUAGGUGAUUUCCAGAUAUUUAUUUUUGCCUUGAAGCCAUCUCUAGGGAGGCUUCUUCUGAAGCCUCUGCUCUGACUGCAUCUUCCUGUGCCCGCACUGCAACCACAGCCCCUGCUCCUCUUCACUGCUGCUCUUUGCCCUUUGGGCCGUGACGGGUUCACGGGUGUCCAGGCUGGUGCAGGGCUGGGGCAGCACCCAGCUCUGUGCUGGGGGUGCAGGUGCUGUGGCAGCACCCAGCUCUGUGCUGGGGGUGCAGGCACUGGGGCAGCGCUGCUCUAAGGGUCUCGUUUACAGGAGAUGAGGCUCAGUGCCAAGUGUUAAACUAAGAAACACACUGAUGUAAAGUGAGGGGAAAGGCAGAGAGGAGCUUGUGGGGAAAGGGGAAUGGGUGUGACUUGUGGGGAUGUGAGCUGCUUUUUAGGCUUUAGUAAGUUUUUAUGACUUCAAACAAAUCUUGAAGCUCCCUUCAGAAGAAACCCCUACACCCACCUCUGCAGACUGGGAGCUCCAGGUAUAGCAUCCACACACCCAAAAGCCAUCAGCAGCUGAGGGCUGUCUCCAUGUCCCCUGCAUGUGCAGACACUUUGCAGCACUCAGCAGCUCCUCCUGUCCUGCUCCAGCUCCUCCAGUUUCUGUCCUGUGCUCCCCACUCUUCUGUCUUUAUCUAUGCCUUUCAGAGACCUUCGUCCCUGCACUGCUGCCAGGACAAAGCACGGAUAUGCAGCCUGUGCCCCUGCACAGCCUUUCGGAGCUGGAGAGAGCCUGUCUGCAAGAGAUUGCCCUGUACCAGCUGCAGGAGAAGCUGCUCCUGGGAGAUGUGAGCCUGGCUAAAGUUGGACCUAAAGGCAGCAAAUCCAUCCGCCAGAAGCUGGAGAGCUUCUCAAAGGAGAAGAAGGGCACACACAGCCCUGGCGCUGGGCUCCCACUCUUCUUUCCUGCUGGUGACACUUCUCCAUUGCUCCCACGUUCUGCCCUAGACUGCUCCCCUCAGACCUUCGGGAUCCCGCUCUCCCAGGUCAUCGCCAAUGACCGAGCGCACCGGCAGCUGCAGGAGGCAGUGAGGAGCAGCCGCCGGCUCUGCCUGGAGGUAGAGGCGACUGUGAGGACAUUCCAGGCCCAGAGGCACCAGAGGAUGGGCAGGAGCCUGGUGCCCUGUGGGGCCAUCCCUGAGGAGCCGCCUCCCCCUGCUCUGCCCAGCAGUGAGUCCUGGCGCCAGCGGAGGGGCGCAAUGUCCGUGGACUCCAUCACUGACCUAAGUGACAACACCUCCAAGCUGCUGGAGGCUCUGCAGUUGUCACACCCACAUGAGCUGGGUCCAUGGAGGAGCCUGGGCAAGAAGAAGAUGUUGAGCCUCAACCCUAUCACCUGGCAGGUCCCGCGGAUCGUGGACAGAUGCUGCGAACACAUUGAGAUGCAUGGUCUCCAUACUGUGGGCAUCUUCCGAGUUGGAAGCUCCAAGAAAAGAGUUCAGCAGCUGAGGGAGGAGUUUGACCAAGGACUGGACGUGUUUCUGGAUGAGCAUCAAAGUGUUCAUGAUGUGGCUGCUCUGCUCAAAGAGUUUCUUCGGGACAUGCCGGAUCCCCUGAUUCCCAGAGAGCUCUACUCAGCCUUCCUCAGCACAGCCUCCAUGGCGGACACUGUCCAGCUGGGGGCGCUGCAGCUGCUGCUGUUCCUGCUGCCGCCGUGCCACAGCGACACCCUGCGGCGGCUCCUGCGCUUCCUGGCCGAGGUGGCGCGGCACGCUCACCCCUCCCGCCGCCCCGACGGAGGCGAGAUUCCUGGGAAUAAAAUGACAGUUUCAAACUUGGCCACAAUCUUUGGUCCCAACAUCCUGCAGAAAGAGAGGCCUGGAGAGAAAGACGCUGCUGCUGUAAACUAUGAGGACAGCGCUGCCAUCAUACUGGUACUCCAGAGGCUGAUUGAGCAUCACCAGACCCUGUUCAUGGUGUCCCCUGAGAUGCAGCAACACAUCCUCAGGAGGCUCUUUCAGACAGACCCUGACAUCAUCAAGUACCUGCUGCGCCGGAGGCUCCAUGCUGUACCGAGCACAGAGAGUGCAAAUUCAAGAGAGGAGCAUGCUCCAUCCCUGCUGCCAGGGUGGACCCGCACCCUGGAGAACAACUCAGUCUCAUCGGAGCUGUACAGCAACAUCUCAUUCCUAAACCUGGACAUUGGCAUCUAGCAGUGCUGGUCCAGCCCCUCUGCACUGAAGACACGACUGUGCAGCUGGGCAACCCUUCCGCACAAGCCACAUCCUCUGUGCCACGUCAGAGGAGUGGAGCUGUGACAAGAGCAUGAAAGCCUGCAGGAGCCCCUUUGCCACCAGCAGACCAUCCAAUGGCAUGCAGGCUGGAGAGCAGCAGGCUGGUGUCUGACAGACUGGGAGAUGUGACCUGGAGGUUCAGAACUGAUCCCAUCUGGUGUAGUUGCAGGCACUGGUCAGGCUGGUGGCUUACAGAGCAAUAGCCUGGGGCUGAGCCCCCCUGUGCAAACAGGAAGGAUACUGACCUGACACUGAGUGAAUGAGGAAUGUUAGCAGGGCAGUGAGGAUGGAAAAUGCAGCUGGGGGUUUGGGAUAUCACCAUGUGCUGUUUUGUGGACAGAAAGCUCUCCUGGAACUGGAGGAAUGCCCAUGGAGCUACAGGAACAGCACCCCUGGUGCAAAGACACCCUGGCCUGCUCUAUUCAGAAUGAAUCACAGCUUUCUUCUUUGUUUUAACCCCUGUUUAAAAUUGCUAAUGUUACAGGUAAUAAAACACUGUAUCAACCCCAGAAUGAAUGGCUGGUGUAGUAGGAGAGCACAGUGUACU
This is a messenger RNA of Melopsittacus undulatus (budgerigar), 3618 nucleotides long. RefSeq names its product Rho GTPase activating protein 36 (gene ARHGAP36). Lineage: Eukaryota; Metazoa; Chordata; Aves; Psittaciformes; Psittaculidae. Gene Ontology annotation, biological process: signal transduction. Bases 1380 to 2990 code for a protein of 536 amino acids. The record is from RefSeq and is a predicted model, not a curated record. The transcript is spliced from 11 exons.